UCGAUUCCGUACAUAAAAACUGAAUAUAAACCGGCGGUUUCUGUACUCUUAGUAACAUUAAAUUUAAUAAGUUCCACAACAUAAAGUAUAGGAAAAUGCAUAUGCUAAUUGCAAAAACUUGAAGACUAAGUGCAAUGCCGUGAUUUUACUUGCGAACAAUCGACCUGGGUACAUAUUAAUGUCAUAAAAAACCUACAAUUAAAUGCCGAUGUUUAAAUUCAAUUUUUAUGAUUGAAAUCGACAGACCUACGAACCGGUUCCCAAAACAAAAUUCAUUCAAAUCAGCUGCGGUCAAAUUAUAAACGCCGUAAUCUAUCAUCAGAACGAACCUUGGGACGUGGAGCGAACUUCGCCGACCUGAAAUCUUUAUUGUAUAUUAAAGCUGCGUAAUGGUCGGAGCUUCCCUCGUUUGCACGAACGCAUGCAUUUAAUGUAUUUUGGCUAUAAGCAUUGUGGUGGCGCGACUAGCGACACAGAUCGUCUCUAGAAAAGGACAGCUGUCAGGUGCAGUACCGUCCGGCACGACUGGCAACGGAACAGUCUUCUUGUCGAUUCGGUUCCAGCCAUGCCACGAUUGAGUCGUUGCUGUUUGGUCGGAAUUUUAUGAGUUUCUCUCUUUCUCGGUCGCAAUUAUUCCUGUUUGAAACCAUUGUUUUCGUGCCGUGGGCUUGUCAGAGGGAGUGUCGCGCACCAUUGCAUUGCGACUUGUCCAGUUUCUCGUGCGCUUUUCUGUGAACAAGUGACAGCAAAAGGAUCCGAUCAGCUCUCUCCGUCUACUUACCGGAAUUCUCCCGUCCGGCCGCGACGCGGUCCGGACCCGUGCGUUGUUUCAGUGAGCGGGCCCGUGACGACUAGCUCCGGUCGCACCGAUCACGAACCAGUUCAGUGUUUAAACAUUUAUUGACUGGAUGCAGCGUUGCGUUGGCCUUGAUAUCUAAAAGUGUUUUGGGGCAGUCGACGAAAUGGCGCUGUCACGAAACGAUGAGCAUAACUGCUUUCGUGUUCGCCAGCAAUUGCAAUGAACUACGCGCGAAAUCAGUUCACGGAGGAACUUAAGCAGCCCAAUUUGAACAUAAACAAAAAAAGUAAUGGAACUAGUAAACUCAGCAGCGGCCUAAGCGACGAUCGAAGAAUAGAUACGGCAGCAAACAACAUUGAAUGCGAGAACGGUAACAAGAACAGUCCCGGCGAGAACUUAGGUCUGAUCAAAUAUCGACUUAAUCAAGUCGAUCAGAUCCUUUUCAUUUACCCCGACAAGAAAACGCUCACAAAUCGGCAAGUGGAGAAGCAUCCGAGAAACUCCGACCCAAGUAAUCCUUCCAGUGGCACCUUGAACUUGCCUGCGGACCAGCCUUCGGAUAGCAAACGAACUCAGUUUCAUUUGCGUAAGGAUCACUGUAUUCGAAUAAUAAGUGACGAUACCGGCCGAAACAUUAAGAAAAGUAAAGUUGACCGGGGUCAGAGUAGCGCGGAAGACUUGAGAGGCGACAGUAAUGCAGGCCAUAGCUCGAAAGGGAGCAGUGGCGGCAAAACGUUAAGCUUGAACUCUUUCACCCGAAACUUCUUCGGGUUCAGUGUACUGAAUGGCAUUUGUGGCCGGCGGUCCUAUCAGAACUUCAGGGAUAAACACCGUAACGAACGAGAGGCGCAGCACAAUCACCACAGUUCGUCGUCUACUUCUGGUUCCAGUUCAGAAAGUUCCACUGCGGGCGAAUCCACGUCUUCAUCACAAUCCUCCACCUCUCUCAACUCGUUCACCGCCUCAGUCCUUGGUGAUCCGAAUAAUGACAGCAACAAGAAAAAAUGCACGAAUUGUAGUUUGGACUACGCCCCUAAUUUGGACCUAACCGGCUACUACUAUAGUCAAUACAAUAAUUCAAUUUGCAAUCAGUUCACGAGCAAUAAUAAUAGUAACAAUCAUUGUGAGUCCGACGUGAAUUCUGGAUCUUUAUUGCGCAAGGAGUUACAAGUGAGUUCAUCUUUGUUCGAUGACUUUUACGGUGCUAGGGUCCACAAGCACACGAAAGAGCAAAAAGAAUACAUCAAACGUUCAAGCCGGCAAUACCACUAUCAAAAACCGCCACAGGGAUCAAGUCAGGGCCAAGAAGCAAGGGAGAACUCGAAGUCUUUAUCUGCAUUGCGGCUGUUCCCUUUUCAAAAGUUCUCAAUUGGAGAGAAGCCGACUUUUUACAAACCUUCCUUACUAUCAUCUACAUCGGUAUCGAAUUUCAACUUCUCUGCCGCCUUGCCGAUCGAAUCUUUCCAGCCGCUAUCCAUCUCAAAUUUACCAGAAGUUACGGAAUUCUCCAGCACCACGAACAAUAGAGUUUUCCCUCCGGCACGAUCUGGACGGCGAUCAUCCGGCUCAUCAACGGCAUCAUCACUAUCAAGACGUUCACUUGACGUCGAAAAUUUGGCCAGGUCGGCAACAACUGGAACUUGGGGAUCUUCAGAGCAGAUCACCCACACGCAGAGUACCUCGAGUCUACAGCACGUACCUUCACACCUGCCAGCACACAAGUCCGAUGUUAGCAGCCACCAGCGAUUGUCUUGCCACUUGGAUCACUGGCACCCGCCGGCUGACUGCUGCAGCAAUCGACCCAAGCACGAUUGCCACGUAAUGUACAAUACUUCCUCGUCAUCUAAUUGCAGCAUCGACAUCAGAUCGAUUCAACCAACAAGAACUGGCAGUGGCGGUGCGAAAUCCUCAGCGAUAAAGGAUCAGCUCCUCAAUCAAAAUAUUGUAUUAAAUACCAAAUUCCAGCAUCCUUUGCAGCUGAACUGCAGUUCGUCGAGCAACUUGAAAAUAAUUGAUGAUCACUUGGCAAACGAGCCAUUGCUUUCUACGGGGACUGCAGCCUCCUCCUCAAGGAACAGUGCACCAGACAUUACAACUAAUCAAAAUAAUAAGAUAAGUAGUUUAUCGCGUCAUAUACUGCCACAUGUUUUGAAUGAUAAUAGUAUUAGGAAUUGUAACAAUACUUCAAUUGUCGAUAGUAUUAGUUGUAAUACAAUGGUCGGUAGCAUACCGCCAACAUCAGCAGUAUCUUCCAAUCAUCACCAACAAGUGUCCCAUCAGUUGCAUUAUCAUAGUUCUCAGCACCAGUCGCACAACAAUUUAAACGACCUAAUCGUAUUGAACGGUGUAAAUAAUAGCAAUAACAUUGGUGUAAAUGAUGGUAAUAGUGUGAAUAGUAGUAACAGUGCUGGUGUAGUAGAUGAACAACAUAUUCAGCAACACCAUCAUCCGCAUCACCAGCAAUCACAUCAAGUGCCGCGAGCUAAUUUAAAUCAAAGUAAUGCAACUAGUGCCGCUGCAGCAGCAGCUGUAAGCUUAAUGGCAGCGGGAGCAGCAAUAAAUUCAUCACAAAUAUCGCAAUCAUCUGUCGCUCCCAUUUCAUUGAAUUUAUCCUCAUCAUCGGGUUUAGCUGCUGGAGGCGGUGGAUCCCAAUCAUCAACUUCAACUCCAUCACAACCGGGGGGCGGAAGUAUUUCAACCGCUGCAGGACUAACGGCAAUAUCGGCGCCGUCGACGACCAACGUGGCAGUUAAUAGUAAUAAUGCAGCAACGACAACACUUGCAAACAACACAAAUAGUUUAGUACAUGCUGGAUCUAGUAGUGGCUACCAUCAGUUUCAUCAUCAAAUCAUAAUGUCCGGCCAACAAAAGAGUGCAUUAAAUGAAAAGCCCAAACCGCUGGUGGUUUCACCGCAACAGGUCAUGAUUUUAUAUAUGCACAAACUAACACCGUAUGAACGGAAUGAAAUUCUUACUUAUCCCCAAAUCUAUUUUAUCGGGGCGAAUGCUAAGAAACGACCCGGAAUAUUUGGACCUAAUAAUUCAGACUAUGACAAUGAACAAGGUUCCUACAUUCAUAUUCCACAUGACCAUGUUGCGUAUCGUUAUGAGGUGCUUAAAAUCAUCGGAAAAGGAUCAUUUGGUCAAGUCGUCAAAGCCUACGAUCACAAAACGCAUGAACAUGUCGCACUAAAAAUGGUACGAAACGAAAAACGAUUCCAUCGGCAAGCUCAAGAGGAGAUUCGUAUCCUGCAGCAUCUAAGGAAACAAGACAAGUACAACACGAUGAAUAUCAUCCAUAUGUACGACUACUUUACUUUUCGCAAUCACAUGUGCAUCACUUUCGAAUUGCUCAAUAUUAAUUUGUAUGAAUUGAUCAAGAAGAAUGGCUUCAACGGAUUCAGUCUGCAGCUGGUACGUAAAUUUGCACAUUCGUUGCUUCAGUGCCUCGAUGCGCUCUACAAGAAUAAAAUCAUCCAUUGUGACAUGAAACCGGAAAAUGUUCUUCUGAAGCAGCAAGGGCGGUCGGGAAUUAAGGUUAUCGAUUUCGGCUCAUCAUGUUAUGAAACUCAACGCGUCUAUACGUACAUACAGUCUCGCUUUUAUCGUGCCCCCGAAGUUAUACUAGGCGCAAAAUAUGGAAUGGCUAUUGAUAUGUGGUCGCUUGGUUGCAUUUUAGCCGAACUAUUAUCAGGACAUGCACUUUUUCCAGGCGAAGAUGAAGCCGAUCAACUGGCUUGCAUUAUUGAAGUGUUAGGAAUGCCCCCUCAAAAUGUCGUGAAUCAAUCAAAACGAGUUCGCAAUUUCUUUAAUGCGAAAGGGUAUCCGAGAUAUUGCAUUGCUCGCACACUCGAAGAUGGAACGAUUGUAUUGAAUGGCGGUCAGUCACGGCGUGGUAAGCCGCGAGGACCUCCAGGUUCGAAAAAUCUGGUGAAGGCGUUGGAUGGAUGUAGCGAUCCACUGUUUUUGAAUUUUCUUCGCGGUUGUUUAGAAUGGGAUCCAGAGCAACGUAUGACACCAGCUGCUGCUCUCAAACACUCCUGGCUAAGAAGACGUUUACCCCGACCUCCAAAUGCUGAGUCAUCGGGGUCAAGUGCGGGUGGGUCGACUGGGGGUGAUGGUGGUGGUGGCAGUAUCAACAAUGGAGGAGUUUCGGGCAGUAGCACCAAUGGUGCGGGCUGUACAGGAACAAGCAAUGCAGGGGUAGACAACUCAACUGGAGGCGGUGGGAGUAAUAGUGGCGGUGUAUCGAAUCGAUGGAUAGCAGGAGGAAAUAAUGCAACGGCACAUGCCUUGACUAAACUAUCAGUCGUGAAUGGGAGUAAUAGUCUUCUGAACGGAUCGUCUAUGACUUCUUCGCUGUUGAAUUCGAAUCAGUGUAAUAACACAUCCCGUAAUAAUUCUAGUAAAGCAAUGUGCAUUGGAAUAACGGCUAUAACAAAUUGUAGUAGUAGUAGUAUGUUAGUAUCAUCUAGUGUAGCGAAUUCAUCCAAUAAUUUAGCAAAUACUCCAAGUAGACAGCAACAACAAUCAACUCAGUCCAGUCAAACGCUUUCACAACAUCAUCCCAAUCAAGUGUCUCACCCUCACCUACAGUCACAGCACAUAUUAGUCUCCACAUCUCACUCUAGUUACACUCCAAGCAAUUUAAAUAGUUGCAAUCUUCCCGUCAACACAAACGAUGAUAGCAACGGCAAUGGUCUACCUACCAUGAACGGCUGUUGCAACAGUUCAAGUAAUAGCAAUUUAAAUCAUUUGACAACAUCGAGCUCGAAAGCCCUCAAUAUAUCAGAUUUAGUAUGUCAUUCUGCAAUAAAUAGUAAAUCUACAGCUCAGGGGAUUAGUUCGUCUUGCGUCAUUAGUAAAUAUUAUCCGAAAUUGCAUGAGUCUAUAGGCGGUGUUUCUGGUGGAGGUGUUAACGGUGUAGGUGUUAAAUACCCGUCGUCUGCGCAUAAUUUUCAUUCUGCCAAAAUUGCUAAUAUCCCAUAUUCAUCAGCAUUAGCUGGAUCACCCGCCGUAAUAACUGCAACCGAUCUUAUCAAUGGCCAUGCUACUACGAAUGGUGGAAAUCUUGGUAUUGUUGCUGGAAAUGUUGGAAAUAGUGAUCUCUUGUAUAUAAAAACAAUUGCAUCGACAUCAUCAGCCACAACGACAAGACAAACGUAGCUAGAUGAUGAUAAUGGUGAAAGUAAUGAGUUUGUCACGUUUGUAGUAGAUCAGCCACGAGAAAUACAUACGUCAAGCUUGAGCUAUUUUCGCUUAGAAUCAAGUUUUUUUUGUUCUCUAUUGAAUCGAAUAUUUCACAAUGUUAGUACAAAGCCUUCUUUUGAGAGUUUUACACUAGCUAUUGGAGGAGUGGAAGGAUUGUAGCUUUGUUUUUUUUUUAGAUUUUUUUUUAUGAAUUUAGUGAAAUCUAAUAGUUUAACAUUAACUAGUCCCAAAUUUCGAAUUUUCUUCUUUUACUUCAUUUUCCUUUGAUAUACCAGAGCAUAGUUUUGGGGUAGCCUAAAUUCUGUUUGUUUUUAUGAGGAUUAUGUUGAAAGGAUAGAAGUAAUGGCAAACCUAAUUAUGAGCCAUAUCUACCCCAUAGUACCGGGUAUACGCUUACAUUAUAUAUACAUUGUAUUACGAGAAGCAUUUUUUGCGCAUUUAAAUGGUAUUUUGGCAUUUUCGACUUAACUAUCACAAUUUGUUCUUUGCUAUAAGGGAACAUAUGCUAGUAGUCGCGGAAUCUCGAAAACAGUAUCACUGAAAUUUGUACACAUAACUUAUUAUUAACUUUGUAGGAUCUCUAAGUAAGCGACGAUGUUAAUUCAUUCAGGAAAACUUUUACAAAUCGUGGAUCAUAAUUCGUGAGAAUCAAUCAUUAACUUUAGUCUAUCCAGUAUCGACUUUAUUCCCAAUUUCUUGUAUAUUUGGGUAACUUCAAUAUCCGGAAAUCUACAAAUUUGGAAAUCCACUUUCAUAAAAAUCUAUUCCUAUCGUAACUCCUCAUUUUCCGAUGUUCCAACCCAGUCUUCCUUUUGUUUUCCCUCGCAACGUCUCGCUUUUUUGCAAUUUCAGACGCUGAAACGCUAAUAUCGGCUUCACCUUUUCAUAUUUGUUGGGAGUGAUCAAUUUCAAGCUACUGUAAAGUAAAGAGGGUGCAACGAGAAUAGUUAGUGUUUGCAUAUUAUUAUUUUGAGAUUAGCAAAGAAAAGAGGAAGUAUUUACGUUGUUGUGUAACGUUCAGGUAGAGAAACGAAAACAGAACCAUGAAAUAUUUUUGUCCAAUUUAUUUUAAGGAAUUUUAAGCAAAGUUCGAGAUUACUGAUCGAAUAUAGUUGGUUUGUUUUUUAUUAUUACAUAUUACUUUUAGGAAAGAAAGAAGAAACGAAAGCCUUGAAAUUGCAUGUUAGAUGUAGAAGUUUGUAUCUAAUUGCACAUAAUUUAUAACAAGAAACCGUGGAAUUACAAACAAAAAAGACUAGCAAAAAAUAAAAUAGGAGUAAAUAUAAAUGUAAGCGACUUCUUUUAACAUUAGAUUUAAAAUUAACUCGAGAAGAAAAAUCGGUGUCCUAUAGUUUAUAUGUUUCCAUGUAAUCUGCCUUGCAUCAUUUUAUUCCUGUCUCAUCGUAUUUCCUUCAUUUAAUUUGCUUUUGUAACAGGAUCUCUUGUGUUCCUUCUCAAACCUUGAUUUUAUAAUAUUCGAACAGAACAGGUAUUGUAACGAAAUACAUGCAUAACUUGUUAAGUGAUGAACGAAGGAACAUGCUAAGAACUAGUAAAAUUGCGCGUAAAAAGUAUAUAUAUAUAAUGUAGAGUCGAUGAUAAUAUGCGUUUUGUUAAUUAAAUGAUUUUCAGUAUAAAGCUAAAUAAAAAGUAAUAGUGAAAAAUGAAAACAUUUGUCAAGUGAGCUUCUGUAUAUGUAGUAAUUUUUUACAAUGUGAUAUUUGAUAAGAGAAUACAAUUAAAAAGAGUACUAAAAAAUUAA
Molecule: messenger RNA, 7772 nt
Organism: Hermetia illucens (black soldier fly)
Lineage: Eukaryota; Metazoa; Arthropoda; Insecta; Diptera; Stratiomyidae
Product: serine-rich adhesin for platelets-like
Exons: 4
Coding region: 1019-5965 (1648 amino acids)
Biological process (GO): peptidyl-threonine phosphorylation; peptidyl-serine phosphorylation
Cellular component (GO): nucleus
Molecular function (GO): ATP binding; protein serine/threonine kinase activity; protein serine/threonine/tyrosine kinase activity
Source: RefSeq, a predicted model, not a curated record